Molecule: messenger RNA, 876 nt
Organism: Elephantulus edwardii (Cape elephant shrew)
Lineage: Eukaryota; Metazoa; Chordata; Mammalia; Macroscelidea; Macroscelididae
Gene: CCND3
Product: cyclin D3
Exons: 5
Coding region: 1-876 (291 amino acids)
Biological process (GO): positive regulation of G1/S transition of mitotic cell cycle; mitotic cell cycle phase transition; regulation of cyclin-dependent protein serine/threonine kinase activity
Cellular component (GO): cytoplasm; cyclin-dependent protein kinase holoenzyme complex; nucleus
Molecular function (GO): cyclin-dependent protein serine/threonine kinase regulator activity
Source: RefSeq, a predicted model, not a curated record
AUGGAGCUUCUGUGCUGCGAGAAUCUUCAGCAAACACCCCGGGCUGCGUUGGACUCGAAGCUGCUGGAGGACGAGCGUGUCCUGCAGACCUUGCUCAGCAUGGAGGAGCGCUACUUGCCCUGCGUCUCCUACUUCCAGUGCGUGCAGAACGAGAUCAAGCCGCACAUGCGGAAGAUGCUGGCGUACUGGAUGUUGGAGGUGUGUGAGGAGCAGCAGUGUGAGGAGGAAGUCUUCCUCCUGGCUAUGAACUACCUGGAUCGAUUCCUGUCCGCUGUUCCCACCCGUAAGACGCAGUUGCAGCUCCUGGGUUCGGUCUGCAUGCUUCUGGCCUCGAAGCUGCGCGACAGCAAACCCCUGACCAUCGAAAAACUUUGCAUCUAUUCCGACCAUGCCAUCUCUCAUUUCCAAAUGCUGGAUUGGGAAUUGCUGGUCCUGGGGAGGCUCAAGUGGGACAUGGCUGCUGUGAUUGCUCAUGACUUCUUGCCUCUGAUUCUGCACCGGAUUUCUCUGCCCACCGAUCGUGAAGAGUUGGUCAGAAAGCACGCCCAGACCUUUUUGGCCCUUUGUGCCACAGAUUACACCUUUGCCAUGUACCCACCAUCCAUGAUCGCCACGGGCAGCGUUGGGGCUGCAGUGCACGGCCUGGGUGCCACUACCAUGUCUACGGAUGAGCUCACGGAGGUGCUGGCGGGGAUCACAGGCACUGAAGUGGACUGCCUGCGGGCCUGCCAGGAACAGAUUGAAACGGCACUCAGGGAGAGCCUCAGGGACACCAGGACCAACUCCAGUCCAGUGCCCAAAGCCCUCCGUGGCUCUAGCAACCUGGAAACCAGCCAGACCAGCACUCCUACAGAUGUUACAGCAGUCAACCUGUAG